AUGUCCCACCACAUUACAUGGCGACCUGGGAUGCCCCAUCAUGUCGUAUCAUCACGCUCGUCUCCAAGAAUGUCGAGGUCUCGGCGAAGGGGCCGGUCGGCAGAUAGAGGCAUUCCGAGGUUUUUGCUACAAUCUCAUAACGAGAUCCGAAGAAAGUUCUUGGAACUCGAUUACCUACAGGGCGAACGCCUAACCCAGAGUCUUGUGAACACCCACGAAGACUCCAAGUGGCGGCUCGACGACUCACCUGAAGUCAGCUCUCGAAAUAGAUAUUCCAACAUUGCGGCGUGGGAGUACAACCGCAUCAAGCUGAAAGUGCCCGAGGAGCACUGCGACUACAUCAAUGCUUCUCCAAUCACAUUGACUAGUCGUAAGGAUGAUUCUGUCAAGCGAUAUAUCUGCACUCAGGGCCCGAAAGAAGGACAGUUUAACCACAUAUGGCGAAUGAUUUGGCACGAGACCGACGACGUUGCAGUGAUUGUGAUGCUCACGAAGACUUUCGAGCUAGGGCGGGACAAGUGCUUCCAGUACUUCCCAGAGAAGGUUGAGGAUGAAGCGUGGGCAAUUAAUGGCGACGACGAGUUUGGAGAUGGGUUCAGUGCGACUAUCAAAUGUGUCGAGAAGACCAAGGACAAGCGCAGCUCGUGCACAGUACGGAAAUUGAUCCUGAAGGUCGGCGAUAAAGAGAAGACAGUAUGGCACCUGCUAUUCAAGGGAUGGCCGGACUUCCAUGUGCCGGAGGGUGAAGACCGUAAUGCACUCCUGGAGACCGUGAAGCUAGCAAACGAGAAGAACAGUGGUCCCCAUAAUCCACUCAUUGUCCAUUGUAGCGCCGGUGUUGGCAGAUCGGGCACUUUCGUAACACUUGACCACUUCAUCCGCGAGAUUGACGCCGGCGCGAUUGCUGCCGACGAGCGCGAGGAUCUCAUCUUCGAGACCGUCAACCAGCUCCGCGAGCAGCGGAUGUACAUGGUGCAGAGCCACAUGCAGUACGAGUUUCUGUACCAAGUGCUCAAGGAGAAAUUCCAACGGCGGGGGAAGUCAGCUUCGCCUCCGGCCCAUAUCGUCGAAUAG
Molecule: messenger RNA, 1074 nt
Organism: Morchella sextelata
Lineage: Eukaryota; Fungi; Ascomycota; Pezizomycetes; Pezizales; Morchellaceae
Exons: 5
Coding region: 1-1074 (357 amino acids)
Biological process (GO): protein dephosphorylation
Molecular function (GO): protein tyrosine phosphatase activity
Source: RefSeq, a predicted model, not a curated record